Molecule: messenger RNA, 4287 nt
Organism: Gorilla gorilla gorilla (western lowland gorilla)
Lineage: Eukaryota; Metazoa; Chordata; Mammalia; Primates; Hominidae
Gene: PHKG1
Product: phosphorylase kinase catalytic subunit gamma 1
Exons: 10
Coding region: 2000-3163 (387 amino acids)
Biological process (GO): protein phosphorylation; glycogen metabolic process
Cellular component (GO): phosphorylase kinase complex
Molecular function (GO): phosphorylase kinase activity; calmodulin binding; ATP binding
Source: RefSeq, a predicted model, not a curated record
UGAGGUCAGGAGUUCGAGACCAGCCUGACCAACAUGGAGAAACCCCGUCUCUACUAAAAAUACAAAAUUAGCCAGGUGUGGUGGCACAUGCCUGAGUAAUCCCAGCUACUUGGGAGGCUGAGGCAGGAGAAUUGCUUGAACCCGGGAGGUGGAUGUUGCAGUGAGCCAAGAUCACGCCAUUGCACUCCAGCCUGGGCAACAAGAGCAAAACUCUGUUUCAAAAAAAAAAAAAGAAAGAAAUACAAAAAUUAGCCGGGCAUGGUGGCUUGCGCCUAUAAUCCCAGCUACUCGGGAGGCUGAGGCAGGAGAAUCGCUUGAACCCCAGAGGCAGAGGUUGCAGUGUGCCAAGAUCAAACCACUGCACUCCAGCCUGGGCAACAGAGCGAGACUCCAUCUCAAAAAAAUAAAAUAGGCUGGGUGUGGUGGCUUACGCCUGUAGUCUCAGGAAUUUGGGAGGCCAAGGCGGGCAGAUCACCUGAGGUCAGGAAUUCGAGACCAGCCUGGCCAACAUGGCGAACGAACCCCCAUCUGUACUAAAAAUACAAAAAUUGCUCGGUGUGGUGGUGGGCACCUGUAAUCCCAGCUACUUGGGAGACUGAGGCAGGAGAACCGCUUGAACAUGGGAGGCAGAGGUUGCAGUGAGCCGAGAUCAUGCCACUGCCCUCCAGCCCAGGCAACAGAGCAAGACUCCGUCUCAAUAAAAUAAAAUAAAUAAAACACAUAAAUAAUUUUAAAAACCCACACAUCUGAUGUAAGAUUAAAGGAAGGUUUUUUUGUUUUGAGACAGGGUCUCCGUUUGUCACCCUGGCUGGAGUGCAGUGGCAUGACUUCGGCUCACUGCAACUUCCGCUUUCCAGGUUUAAGUGAUUCUCCUGUCUCAGCCUCCUGAGUAGCUGGGAUUACAGGUGCGCACUACCACACCUGGCUAAUUUUUGUAUUCUUGGUAGAGAUAGGGUUUCGUCAUGUUGUCCAGGCUAGUCUCGAACUCCUGACUUCAGGUGAUCCACCCGCCGUGGCCUCCCAAAGUGCUGGGAUUACAGGCAUGAGCCACCGUGCCUGGCCUUAAAGGAAGGCUUUUUAGAUGAAAUUAUGGAGGGUAGAUCAGAGGUGGAUUCCUGCAGGGGAAGGUCCCUUAUUGAUUGAUUGAUUGAUUGAGACUGAGUCUCUGUUGCUCAGGCUGGAGUGCAGUGGCACGAUCAUAGCUCACUGAAGCCUUGACCUCCCAGGCUCAAGUGAUCCUCCCCACUAAGCCUCUUGAGUAGCUGGGACCACAGGUGUGUGCCACUACACCUGGCUAAUUUUUUAAUUUUUUUGUAGAGCCAGGGUCUCACUUUGUUGCCCAGGCUGCUGUCAAAUUCUUGGACUUAAACAAUCCUCCUGCCUCGGUCUCCCAAAGCGCUGGGUGUGAGCCACUGCACCCGGCCUCCCUAACCUGUACAGGUCUGCAUUAUGUAGGGUGAUCAUGCACACUGUCCCUGCGACAGCCCGGGCAGUCAGCUGCUGUAGUCAUGCAUUGAGAAAGCCUCCAGGGCAGUGCUCUCAGCAUACGUGGAAAUCAAAAUUGCUCCCAGAGAAGCAAGUGCCCUCCGCACAAGGCUGGAUUUACGUUCUCUGGGCCUGGAGGCCAAGGGAGCUCCAGAGGGGAGACUGAUCACUAUUACAUCCUGUCUGAGACCAGGCCACCCAAGCUUCCCUCACCCUCCACCAGAGGUCCCCCACCUCCCGCCAGGAGACUCGGCUCCAUGCCCUGUCCCUGCGGAGCCUUGGCCUGCCUCCCGGGUUUGCAGUUGUGAUUUAUUUUUGGCACGUUAGCCUCCGGUCAUCAAAUAGCAAAACCCAAAACAACAGCAGAUGAUAUCUUCCAAGUGUCUGCUCAGGACUCGGCUUCAGCCCUCUGUGGUCCCCUCUCCCCGGGGGCUUUGGGAUUCUUGUCAAGCUCCUUCAAGAGCCUGCAAGCACUUAACCAGCCACCCAGAGUUCCCUCACUGAAGAUCUGAGCAUGACCCGGGACGAGGCACUGCCGGACUCUCAUUCUGCACAGGACUUCUAUGAGAAUUAUGAGCCCAAAGAGAUCCUGGGCAGGGGCGUUAGCAGUGUGGUCAGGCGAUGCAUCCACAAGCCCACGAGCCAGGAGUACGCCGUGAAGGUCAUCGACGUCACCGGUGGAGGCAGCUUCAGCCCGGAGGAGGUGCGGGAGCUGCGAGAAGCCACGCUGAAGGAGGUGGACAUCCUGCGCAAGGUCUCAGGGCACCCCAACAUCAUACAGCUGAAGGACACUUAUGAGACCAACACUUUCUUCUUCUUGGUGUUUGACCUGAUGAAGAGAGGGGAGCUCUUUGACUACCUCACUGAGAAGGUCACCUUGAGUGAGAAGGAAACCAGAAAGAUCAUGCGAGCUCUGCUGGAGGUGAUCUGCACCUUGCACAAACUCAACAUCGUGCACCGGGACCUGAAGCCCGAGAACAUUCUCUUGGAUGACAACAUGAACAUCAAGCUUACAGACUUUGGCUUUUCCUGCCAGCUGGAGCCGGGAGAGAGGCUGCGAGAGGUCUGCGGGACCCCCAGUUACCUGGCCCCUGAGAUUAUCGAGUGCUCCAUGAAUGAGGACCACCCGGGCUACGGGAAAGAGGUGGACAUGUGGAGCACUGGCGUCAUCAUGUACACGCUGCUGGCCGGCUCCCCGCCCUUCUGGCACCGGAAGCAGAUGCUGAUGCUGAGGAUGAUCAUGAGCGGCAACUACCAGUUUGGCUCGCCCGAGUGGGAUGAUUACUCGGACACCGUGAAGGACCUGGUGUCCCGAUUCCUGGUGGUGCAACCCCAGAACCGCUACACAGCAGAAGAGGCCUUGGCACACCCCUUCUUCCAGCAGUACGUGGUGGAGGAAGUGCGGCACUUCAGCCCCCGGGGGAAGUUCAAGGUGAUCGCUCUUACCGUGCUGGCUUCAGUGCGGAUCUACUACCAGUACCGCCGGGUGAAGCCUGUGACCCGGGAGAUCGUCAUCCGAGACCCCUAUGCCCUCCGGCCUCUGCGCCGGCUCAUCGACGCCUACGCUUUCCGAAUCUAUGGCCACUGGGUGAAGAAGGGGCAGCAGCAGAACCGGGCAGCCCUUUUCGAGAACACACCCAAGGCCGUGCUCCUCUCCCUGGCUGAGGAGGACUACUGAGGGGCUGGCCAGUCAGGGAGGGCUAGGGGGCAGGUGGGGAGGGGAAGCCACGGAAAUACAAGUCAAAGGGGUGAGACGCGUGCAGACCUCUGCAGAAGGAGCACUUGGCCCUGGCCAGGAACCCCUGGGGCUGAGGCCAUGAUCCCCUCUCAAAGGCUGUGCACAAGGGAAGCGGGUGUUCCCACCACACAGCAAUACCUGCAGGCUGGGGCAGGCCCUGGGUGGGCAGAGAUCACACGUGGCCUGAGAACCAGGAACCCCCUGCUCCUCCACUUCCUAGAUGAGCCACCAUCUCCAUUUCUCUUUAGGGGAGGCCCAGAGUUACUGACACUCAGGCUUUCUUCCCUUAGGGUCACAGGGUGAGGAUCAAAGACACACAAAUGUCUGAGAUACACAAUUGCAGGAGAUUUUAUUGGCCCCAUGACAUCCAGUGACAGUGUGGGAGCAGGCUACUCUCCAGGGACAUGUUUUUGGAGGCAUAUGGAGAAGGGGGCCCAGGCGAGGUGGCUCACACCUGUAAUCCCAGCACUUUGGGAGGUCGAGGUGGGAGGAUCGCUUGAGGCCAGGAGUUCGAGACCACCCUGGGCAACAGAGUGAGAUCCCAUCACUACAAAAAUUCAAAAAAUUAGCCAGGCAUGGUGGUGCACACUUGUAGUCCCAGCUACUCAGGAGGCUGAGGUGGGAGAAUUGCUUGGGCCCAGGAGUUCAAGGCUACAGUGAGCCGUGAUCACCACUGCACUCUAGCCUGGGCAACAGAGAAAGACCCUGUCUCAAAAAAAAAAAAAAGAAUAGGAAGCUUCUGAUAUUUGUCUUUCUGGAGUACUAUUUGCUUUGUGAUUCCCACAAUGCACUGCUUCACUUAGUACAUCAUCUGGUUCUCCCAGACCCUUUUAGGACUGAACUGUGCUUUAAAUAGUUACAUGUUUGCCUGUUACACAGUGGAAACUAGUUUCCUUCAGAGGGACACGAAACCACAGAUGAGGCCACGAAGAAAGCAUUCUCCUUCCACAGCAACUGGCUGAGAAAACAGAACCAGGAAAAUUCUGCCUUGAGGAAACAAUGUCAGCUUCCUGAAUCAUCCAGGGAGAAAGGGGGAGAGAAUAGAUUUUAAAAUGCUUAACAAA